AUGGUGAGUCAAGCAUCCGAGCUAGCGCUGGAGCUGAGCGGGAAAAUUCGACAGUUGGACUUAGUCAAAAAUCGCGUACUGGAAUGCGUUUCCAAAUUGGACGAUAUCAUAAACCUGAAACAAUGCGCAUCCAAUGCCGAAGUGGCUUUUCGUGAGGAACGAUAUGAGGAGGCAGCUGGAUAUGUGAACACAUUUCUCAAAACGAAGAAAAAUGUUAUUGAACUGACAGAGAAAAUCACAUCCGAUACUCAAACACGCAAUUCCGUGGGCAUUCUGGAUAAAUGUCGUGAGCAGCUGGCUGUGAUCGCUGAACAGCGGUUCGAUCAAGCUGCCAAAAUGCGUGACACCGCGGUGAUUGAACGAUUCUGCAAAAUCUUCCCACUGAUCGGUAAACACGAAGACGGGCUCAAACGAUUUGGUGAUUAUUUGUGCGUGACCAUCCGUCAAAAAUGUAAUGGAUUAAUCAGUUUGGCCGAGGUAUCGGACGGAAAAGAACAGACAACUGUCUGUUUGAAUCUGUUGACAGAAAUUUUCGAGUUCAUUGCGGAAACUGUUGGGGAUAACCAAGUUUAUGUUGAAACCUAUUUUGGUAAGUGGUCCUGUGGAUUUGACUGCUGCCGCUUUUUCUUGGGACUACCUCGCAAUCCCCACCCGAAGAUUUUGGCUAGAAAGCCAGACCUGCAGAACAGCAGGACGGAGCUCAGAGUCCACAGUCCAUUGGGGGCCGGUGUCCAGUCAUCGGAUCAAACGCUCUCUGGAUGGGGUCACAAGUCCAAAGUGUCCAAUUCACUCCGAUGCACAAUGGAGCCGGUGACCACUGCCACAACCAGGAAGGUGUGCGUGUGUGCAGUUCGUACACCUCUUCUUGGUUGGUUUGGAAUGAUGGUUUUUGGACAACUCUCUUAG
Messenger RNA from Echinostoma caproni, 906 nucleotides. Lineage: Eukaryota; Metazoa; Platyhelminthes; Trematoda; Plagiorchiida; Echinostomatidae. The record is from the annotation of a GenBank genome assembly.